Vicia faba (fava bean) is the source of this 339-nucleotide messenger RNA. NCBI's taxonomy places the organism in Eukaryota, Viridiplantae, Streptophyta, Magnoliopsida, Fabales, Fabaceae. The record is from the annotation of a GenBank genome assembly.
AUGGAAUACAUGCGUAACCAUCCCUCAUCUAGUGAUUCUUCAGUGGAAGUUGUCACUGCCUCAUCUGAUUUUGAAGAUGAGAUUUUGGAAAAAGAUGAAGUUAACUCCUCUGACCUUAACUUCCUUAGAACCAAUAUCCUUCCACCUCCCAAACCAUUUGUUGAUGAAUUAUUCUACAAAAGGUGGAUUAACUCUCGUUCUUGGGAAUUAAAGGAGAUGUGUUUCAAGGAUGCUCAGAAGAACUACCAUGCUAGACUGAGUGGCUUCAUGGAACCUAUUCAAAUGAUGUUCCAAAAACUUUUGUUUCCUGCUCCUAAAUCAUAUUUUACUAUGGCUUAA